AUGGUGCCUCAUGUGAUCUCUAUGACAGAGAAAUUACAGGUUUAUGUAUUGGAGCAAAAACAUUAUCAACUCUUACUUGAUUUGCUGCUCCCUGAUAUUGCCUAUCAGUGUUUUGCAUUCCUUGCAUUUGUCAUGUCGUGCAUGAUCAAUGAAGGCACAUAUUCUAUCACAGAGGCUACAAGAGUUUCUGACACUGCCCAAGGGUACACUGAUACUCCUGGAAUAUGGACAAAGGAGCAAGUGGAAGCCUGGAAACCAAUUGUAAAUGCAGUGCAUGACAAAGAAGGAAUCUUCUUUUGCCAAGUUUGGCAUGUAGGCAGAGUUUCCAACACAGGUUUUCAGCCCAAUGGCCAGGAUCUUAUCUCCUGCACGGACAAGCCAUUAACACCUCAAAUUCGUUCCAAUGGCCUAGAUGUUGCAGAAUUUACCCCACCACGUCGCCUGACAACAGAUGAAAUUCCUCACAUUGUUAACGAUUUUCGGCUUGCUGCUAGAAAUGCCAUUGAAGCUGGAUUUGAUGGGGUUGAGAUCCACGGAGCUCACGACUAUUUAAUCGACCAGUUUAUGAAAGACAAAGUCAAUGAUCGAACUGACCAAUAUGGAGGGUCUUUAGAGAACCGUUGUAGAUUUGCACUGGAAAUAGUUGAAGCUAUUGUAAAUGAGAUAGGAGCUGACAGAGUUGGAAUAAGGCUUUCUCCAUUUGCUGACUACAUGGAAUCAGGAGACUCAAACCCACGUACUUUGGGCCUUUACAUGGCUGAAUCCUUAAAUAAGUAUGACAUUGCAUACUGCCACAUCAUUGAGCCUAGAAUGAAAACAGUUGGGGUAAAAGUUGAAUGCCCUGAAAGCCUUGUACCUUUGAGGAAGGCAUUUAAAUGUACUUUUUUGGUAGCUGGUGGUUACGAUAGAGGAGAUGGAAACAACACUCUGCUUGAAGACCGAGCUGAUCUUGUCGUGUAUGGGCGUCUAUUCUUAGCCAAUCUCGAUUUACCAAAGCGAUUUGAGCUAGAUGCUCCUCUCAACAAGUAUAACAGGGAGACAUUCUACAUAUCUAAUCCUCUUGUUGGCUAUACUGACUAUCCAUUUCUAGAAACCACGGCAUGAUGCCAAGGGUUAAUAGAUACUUCUUGUCUCACAAAAGAAGUGAUCUAUUAAUAAAGAUCACUAACUUUUUCUGCAUUUGAAUUCUGUAUGUUUUCAUCAUUUUUAAUGAUAAAUAAAUCCACGCUAUACCGAUCAUUCAGAGUUA
This is a messenger RNA of Solanum pennellii, 1249 nucleotides long. Its product is annotated as 12-oxophytodienoate reductase 1-like. The transcript has 4 exons. Bases 1 to 1104 code for a protein of 367 amino acids. NCBI's taxonomy places the organism in Eukaryota, Viridiplantae, Streptophyta, Magnoliopsida, Solanales, Solanaceae. The record is from RefSeq and is a predicted model, not a curated record. Gene Ontology annotation, molecular function: FMN binding; oxidoreductase activity.